Messenger RNA from Trematosphaeria pertusa, 2322 nucleotides. RefSeq names its product FAD/NAD(P)-binding domain-containing protein. Gene Ontology annotation, molecular function: flavin adenine dinucleotide binding; N,N-dimethylaniline monooxygenase activity; NADP binding. Bases 423 to 2204 code for a protein of 593 amino acids. NCBI's taxonomy places the organism in Eukaryota, Fungi, Ascomycota, Dothideomycetes, Pleosporales, Trematosphaeriaceae. The record is from RefSeq and is a predicted model, not a curated record. The transcript has 4 exons.
CCACGACGCUCCAGCGAAACAAUACCCCAGGCCCUGCAUCAACCCGCGACAUACUGCCGAUCAGAGGAAUAUGCUCUCGGCCAGACCAAAUGAGCCUAGUAGCGUAGCAUGUCGCGCCCAAGGCUUGGUCCCCGCGGCGCGGGAUACCUUAAGCCGACUCUGCUGGAAGUCCUUCCGACACGCCUCGUCCUGUGCAGGCAAGACUCCUCAGCCACCGAGGAACGGUUAAAGACUCCAGAGCAGAGUCUGAUCGUCAUGCGCUGGUGGUCUGACAGCUCCAGUGAACCGGCAGCCUUAUAGUCUUCGCACUGCAGCCUCACCACCUUGCUGUCUUCGUCUGCUUAUCUUCCGUCCUCCCCCCUCCCCCCUCCUGUACGCGUCGAGACAGAAGCGCUGCCAGCACCCGUACGGCAACCGCCCCAAUGGCACCCUCAGAGAUGCCUACCACCCUCAACGGUGUGAACGGCAUCGCGCAGAUGUACGAGUAUCCGCCUGCUCGGGUCGAGGGCCCGUACAAGGUCCUGGAUCAGUACCACUCGAAGCCCACCAAGCUGCGGGUUGCCUGCUGCGGCGCUGGGGCUUCGGGUCUCUGCUUGGCAUACAAGAUGGAAAGGAUGAUGACGCCUGGAUCGUGGGAAUUGACCCUCUUCGAGAAGAACUCCAUGUUUGGCGGAACUUGGUACGAGAACACGUAUCCGGGCGUUGCUUGCGAUAUUCCGUCGCACGACUACAACUUCACAUGGGACCCGAAGCCGGAUUGGACGCAGUUCUUUGCGUCCGGCGCGGAGAUUCAGAGGUACUUCGAGGACUUUGCCGAGAGGCAUGGUAGCAAGAAGUACAUGAAGUUGAACAGCAAGAUCGUGGAGAUACGAUGGGACGACGCAGAGGGCAUCUGGAACAUUACCAUUGAGAACCCGCAGACAAAGGAGGUGACCAAGGACUGGGCACAUGUCGUCGUCAACGGCACAGGCAUCCUCAACAAUUGGAAGUGGCCUGACAUUGAAGGUCUCCAUGACUUCAAGGGACCCAUCAUGCACUCGGCGCACUGGGACCACAGCGUCGACUUCAACGACAAAGUCGCCGGCGUCAUCGGCAAUGGGUCGACCAGCGUUCAGAUCGUUCCCGCUCUACAGAAGAUUUGCAAGGAGGUGCAGGCAUACAUGCGAAGCCCGACAUGGAUCUCUCCACCCUUUGGGGCCGGCGCACUUACCAAUGACCUGCAGAAGGGCCAGGAUGUCAAUCCCGGACAGCGUCAGUACGACUUCACCGAGGCCGACAUCAAGAGGUUCCGCGAAGAUCCGGAAUAUCAUCUCGACUUCCGCAAGCGCAUCGAAGCAGAGAUCAACAGCCUCUUCGGAAUGUACAAGCAGGGCUCGGAGUUGUCACACCAGUUCCGCGAUGUCAUCACCAAGGAGAUGAACCGCCGCAUGGGCCCGGGCCACGAGAAGCUGAAGGAGUUCAUCAUUCCCAAGUGGGCGCCAGGGUGCCGAAGGAUCUCACCCGGUGAUGGCUAUCUCGAGGCGUUGGUGCAGGACAAUGUGACUCCGGUAUUCGACCACAUUAAGCGCAUCGUGCCCGAGGGUAUCGAGACGGUGGAUGGCAAGGUGCACAAGAUGGACAUUGUAGUGUGCGCUACCGGGUUCCAGGUCGCCUUCCAGCCCGCCUUCACAGUGAUCAAUGGCCAAGGCAAAUCCAUCAAGCAGGACUGGACCAACGGCCCCAACCUCUACUUUGGCGUGUCAGCGCCUAGAUUCCCCAACUACUACACCAUCGUCGGGCCAGGCGCUACGUGGAGCAACGGCACUCUGAUCCCGUCGAUCGAGACGACGAUCGAGUACUCCGUCAAGUGCAUGAAGAAGAUGCAGACGGAGGGCAUCAAGGCUAUGGCGGUCAAGCAGGACGCGCUCGACGAGAUCUACGCGCACUUCGACGAGUUCCACAAGAACACGGUGUGGCAAGAGGAGUGUCGCAGCUGGUUCAAGGACGGGAAGAUCAAGAACCGCAUCUAUCUGUGGCCAGGCGCGACGAUCCACUUCCUCAAGAGCAUCAAGGACCCGCGCUGGGAGGACUACGAGUACACGUACAGGUACAAAAACAGGUUCGCGUUCUUGGGCAACGGCGAUGUGAAGGCGACGGCGUCGAGAGACGUGCUCGGGCUGAGCCCGUACAUCAGAAGCUCUGACCACGAGUGGUGCAUCGAUUAGUCGGCAGGCCGAGCCGAGUGUCUGCAUUUGUGCGUUUUGGGUUUACGGCCGCUCCUAGCAUUUUCAUUGCCAUAUACCGGUAGUCCACACAGGCGCCACUUUGAAAUGUGACUAUGUG